This is a messenger RNA of Chaetomium strumarium, 798 nucleotides long. RefSeq names its product Alpha/Beta hydrolase protein. The transcript has 3 exons. Gene Ontology annotation, cellular component: membrane. Gene Ontology annotation, molecular function: palmitoyl-(protein) hydrolase activity. The record is from RefSeq and is a predicted model, not a curated record. The annotation marks the transcript as partial. Lineage: Eukaryota; Fungi; Ascomycota; Sordariomycetes; Sordariales; Chaetomiaceae.
GCCUUGAUCUAUCCGUCCCACAUACCAGCGAAUUCGCGAACCGACGUCCCGCGCCCGAGUCAGUAUGGCUUCAAGGACUAUGAGGAGCUCAUCAUUCCGACCAAGGAUGGCGAGAAGCUGUCGGCCUUCUACAUCCGUGGUCCCCGCGGUAGCAAGAACUCGAAGGUGACGGUGCUUUUCUGGCAUGGCAACGCCGGAAAUUGCGGGCAUCGCUUGGGUCUGGUGCGGAUGUUGAUCGCGGCCGCGGGCUGCAACGUCUUCAUGGUCGAAUACCGGGGAUACGGCCUCUCGACAGGCCAGCCCGACGAAUCCGGCCUGAAUAUCGACGCCCAGACGGCGAUCGACUACCUCCGUGACCGCGCCGAGACGCGCGACCACAAGAUCGUGGUCUACGGACAGAGUCUGGGCGGCGCCGUGGGUAUACGCCUGGUCGCCAAGAAUCAGGGGAAGGGAGACAUCGCCGGCCUCAUCCUCGAGAACACCUUCCUCAGCAUGCGCAAGCUGAUUCCCAGUGUCAUGCCUCCCGCGAAAUACCUCUCCUUCCUAUGCCACCAGGUCUGGCCGAGCGACACCCUGAUACCGAGCAUCAAGGUGCCGACGCUAUUUCUGAGUGGGCUCCAAGACGAGAUAGUCCCUCCAAUCCACAUGAAGCGCCUUUACGACCUGUCCAAGGCCCCUCUCAAAGUUUGGAAGCCCCUCCCAGGGGGCGAUCACAACUCCAGUGUUCUGGAGGAGGGCUACUUCGAGGCCGUAGCCGAGUUCAUCAACAGGAUCGUGGCGGACUCGGAGAAGCAAUGA